CUACCUUUGAUCGCGAAUAUAAACACCACCACCACCACCACCCACCCCCCCCUAAACCCCGCCAAAGAGGCGAGCCAAGAAUGUCGGACAGCAAACAAUCCCUCCUCCACAACCCUCCGGACCCGACAGACCCGCCGCCGGCCUACGAUGACACGACCACCAUCACGGGGACCAAACGCAUGUCGACGCUGCCGCGACCGCCGCCGCUGGCGCUGCCGAUCCUCAACCACCUGCGCAGCCAGCGCGUGAUCCUGGCGUCGGCGUCGCCGCGGCGGCGGCAGAUCCUGUCGCAGCUGGGGCUGCCGAAGCUGGAGAUCAUCCCGUCGAACACGGCGGAGGACUUCCCGAAGACGAUGGAGCCGUUCGAGUACGUGCUGGCGACGGCGACGGAGAAGGCGCAGGCGGUGUACCGGCAGGAGAUCCUGAACGAGGCCAAGGGGGAGCCGGGCCUGAUCCUGGCGGCGGACACGAUCAUCGCCGACACGGCGUCGGGCCGCAUCCUCGAGAAGCCCCGCUCCGAGGCCGACCACUUCGCCAUGCUGAAGGCCCUGCGCGACGUCGGCGAGCACAAGGUCUACACCGCCAUGUGCGCCAUGGCGCCCCUCGUCAGCGCCCGCGACCCCGGCUAUGCGCUGGAGACCGCCCUGGAGGAGACGGACGUCAAGUUCGACCAGGGCGUCACGGAUGAGCUGCUGUGGGCGUAUGUGCGCACCAGGGAGGGCGCGGAUAAGGCCGGCGGGUACGGGUUGCAAGGGCUGGGGUCGAUCUUGGUCGAGAAGAUCGACGGGAGCUGGGAUAAUGUGGUGGGGUUGCCGUUGCGGUCGGCGUUGCAGUUGAUGGAGAGGGUCGUGGCCAAGGCGGAUGAUGAUGAUCGCUUGUCCGGUGGGGAGGAGGAUUUGUUGGAGGAUGAGGAGGAGUAAUUUUGGUGCAGUGGAGAAAGGGCCAUCCAUCCGCUGCUUGAAUCAACCGGAUUUGGUGGUAAUUUGGGGACGAACACACAUUUCCGAGAUAUCUAUAUGACUUAUUUACUUGCCUUACAUUGACUGGGCCAUACAGUCAAUCAAAUCUUGCGCUGGGCGUCGAGAUAACAAUAGAGAGAAGAAGUACGGGUGAAGAGAAAAGGAAAAUAAUUAGAACAAUCUCAAACCAGAUCAAU
Aspergillus japonicus CBS 114.51 is the source of this 1156-nucleotide messenger RNA. RefSeq names its product nucleotide diphosphatase. Lineage: Eukaryota; Fungi; Ascomycota; Eurotiomycetes; Eurotiales; Aspergillaceae. Gene Ontology annotation, molecular function: nucleoside triphosphate diphosphatase activity. The transcript has a single exon. Bases 81 to 920 code for a protein of 279 amino acids. The record is from RefSeq and is a predicted model, not a curated record.